Messenger RNA from Cinclus cinclus, 506 nucleotides. RefSeq names its product interleukin-8-like. Gene Ontology annotation, biological process: antimicrobial humoral immune response mediated by antimicrobial peptide; chemokine-mediated signaling pathway; inflammatory response. Gene Ontology annotation, molecular function: CXCR chemokine receptor binding; chemokine activity. NCBI's taxonomy places the organism in Eukaryota, Metazoa, Chordata, Aves, Passeriformes, Cinclidae. The record is from RefSeq and is a predicted model, not a curated record. The coding region runs from base 1 to 435 and encodes 144 amino acids. The transcript has 4 exons. Gene Ontology annotation, cellular component: extracellular region.
AUGCGGCUGCCGCCGGCAGCGAUGGGCCUGCUCGUGCUGCUGCUCCUGAGCAGCUCGGUGCCUGGGGGCGGUCUGUCGCUGGAGAGCCUGUUGACCAACAUGAGGUGCAAGUGCAUCAAAUCCACUGCGCACGUCAUCAACCUGGGGCUGAUCCUCACCAUCGACGUUACCCCGCCCGGCAUUCACUGCAGGAGGAAGGAGGUCAUCCUCACCCUGAAGAAGAACAGGCGGGUGUGCGUGACCCCCGAGGCUCCCUGGAUCCAGCUGCUCAUCCACAAGCUGACGCAGAGGAACGGCCCCAAGAAAAUGCUGCCGCGGCCACGGCGGGAAGCACCGUGCUGCCCUUGGAGACCCCCCAUCCCGUCCCUCCCACUGUCCAUAUCCAGGGAGUCCACGGGCAUGAAUUCCUCGUGGGACAGCAGUGACACAGCCUGAUACACGCUGGGUUAGGUGGCACCACGCUGGUGUUUGCUCUGCUCCCUGGGUUUUGGCGGGGGCAGGAGCCU